AUGUUUAACGGAGAAAAAGGUUAUUUAGACGGUCUCGCGUCGAGAUACGCGGAUUUAUUCAACACUCAUUACGGCGACGUUUUGGAACAUUUGGAAGAACUCAGAAAGAAAGAAUGGAACGAACUCUCUCCGAGAAUAUACGUUUUACAACCUGGAACGACGGGAGGAGGAGUAGGAGUAGGAGGAGGAGGAUCUCCUGGAACUCCUCCCGGUACAUACAGUCCGACAAGACAAGUGAUGACCGCAGUUUCGUUACACGGUUUGACGACAUCGUUGAGUCAACCCAUAUACGUUCCUGGAAAAUAUUCGCCGUCCUCGUGUUUAAGUGAUAAGGAAGAAGAUGAAAUUUACGGGUUCGCAGGGUAUGGAGUCUACGGUAAGCAAAUGCUUCAAAGGCAACAGCAAAGAAAAUUAUUCGCUCAAAAUCAAACGGGGCACGCUCAAGGUUAUCAAACGUGUCUUAGUCCCAGAUCGGCUUAUUUUUACGAAUUUCCUCCGACGGAUCAAGCCAACACUCAAAAUUCUAAAAAGAGAACAACGUUUUCGAAAUUUCUAAGGGGAUUAAAAACCGUGCACCGUAAGGAAAAACACGGGUCGAGUUCUUCACGUCACGGGAGAGAUUCCAGAAAAUUAAAUUACGAUCAACUUAGAAUUCUACAAUUGAACGGUUCCGCAUCGAAUUUCGAAGAAACCAUUCAUAGGUUAAAAAUUCAAGACGCUUUGAAAAAAAAGGAAAGAUUUCAUAGAGAACACGAAGAGAUUUUAAAAGACAUUCGUGAAGGCCUUAAUCAACUUCGGAGAAGUUCCGACGACACGUACAUGUACGACGACGACGUCAGAGCUUUGGCUCCUCAUCAUUGGUACGACGAACCACCCUACGAAAGCGAUCCGGAAGAUUUUCUCAUGGGACUUGGAAAUUGUCAGCAAACUACUACCGCCACUACUACUACGGCUAAUCCUUCUGCCACGGCGACUCUUCAAAACGGAAGAAUUUGUUACACUCUCAAUCCGAGAUCGGAUCGGCAGAGAGAAGGAAUAAUAUCUCAUCCGUCGGCGGGUGACAUAUCGAUACCACGUGAUAACGGUUCGACUCCUCGAAGAGGUCUCAUACUUCCACAAUACGGGCCUUAUCCUCCGACUAUAAUUCCAUUGACACACGCGCGUUCGAGCAGAGAAAGCGGAGAUUAUGCGGGUACGGACGUUCAGAGUCUCAGUUCCAGAUUAUCGACUUUUAGCAUAGACACGACGAGAUCCGAACAGCAAGAUUAUUUUUAUCGUUUGUCGUCGUCGUCGUCGGUGAGAGGAAAACCUUGCAGCGAUCAAAGUUCCGAUUACGAAGAUCACGAUAUGUCACUUCCGCCCGGUGAUAGGUCGAUUUCAGGAGGAGGUUCCAACAGCGAGCCAAGGUAUAAGAAAUCACAAGACAAGGGGUUUUCAAGAUUGAAAGGAAAUUUACAUUCUGCAUCGUCUGGAGAAAGUUUACCAAGCGGAUCCGGUUCCAGCACUCAGGCUCUCAUGCGUGAAACAAGCGGUCACAGUUCGCUGUCGGCAGGUGACGAUCGUGACAAUUCGAGUCCGAUCGGUCCUGCUCCGCAGGGUGGUAACAUAGCCGUCGGACCGGUCAUAGCAAAAGCGAGAGCUUUGGUCGAUUGUUCUCCUAGUCACUACGACAGGGAAGCUUUAAGGUUUAAGAAAGGCGAUAUUAUCGACGUACUACAAAUGAAUCCGAGCGGAUUAUGGCAGGGAAUCGCCCACGGGAAAGCAGGGUUAUUUAAAUUCAUUAACGUAGAAUUAUUAAGUGAUAAAACCCUUAAGAGAUUGAAACAUUCGAAAAAUCAUCAUCAUCAUCAUCAUCAUCACCACCAUCAUCAUCAUCGUAGUCAUAAUAUUAAUAAUAAUAAUAAUAAUCACAGGAGAGGAAAACCUAAAUCCGUUGAAGAAUUAUUAAAGAGAAUAAGCAUGGAGGAACACACUUCCGUGUUUGUUUUGAACGGUUACGAAGACGUAGAACUUUUUCAAGAUUUAGAAAGUCAAGAUUUGGAUUAUUUAAACAUACGCGAUCCGGAACAUCGUGCCAAAAUAUUGACCGCCGUACAAUUGUUACACGAUUACGAUUGUAAGUUGAGCAAUUGUUUGUUGUUGUUGUUGUUGUCGAUGGGAAUCUACGAACCAAACGAUGAUAAAGAAGGUUCAAUUAGUAGUAGUAGCGGCGGAGAGAGAGAUAGCAGUAGCGGAGACGACGACGAUGUGGGAUCUCCGAGCGGUCGUACGAAGCAACAGUCGAAACAAGGUCCUUCGUCGCAGAAAAGUCUGAGAGAUUCGGGUUGUUUCGAAGAGGAUCAUCACCUAAAUAGUCAUCAGCCGAAAACCAAAGGAAAUCCAUCGAAAAUUUCCCAGGAAUCAUCGAACAAUCUCGAUUCCGUCGGUAAAAAUAUUUUUUUUUCGUCAGACGGAAGAAAAGGUAAUUCAUCAUCCGCGCGUAAACAUUUUGGAAAUUUAGGAAUGAUGGGUAGAAUGGGGGGAACGACGAACGAUGACGGAUGCGGCGGCGGCGGUGGAGACGACGACGAUUGUUCGGAAAACGUCGAAAUGAACGUUUUCAUAAAUCAUUCAAAAGUCAAUUAUCAGCCAAACAUUCCAGUGGGAGAGAGUAAGAAAAGUUCGGCGAAAGAUUUUCUAGAACAAACUCGAGAAGUUCUCGAUAGAACGAGAGAAAUAGCCAAUCAUUCGAGGGAAAUACUCGAGAGGACGGGCACGAGUACGACGACGAUGAUGACGACGGCGGCGGCGGCGGACGGAAGCGAAACGUCAAAGGGUAGAACGGGAGAAGAAACGUGCGAAACAAACGCCAAAUUGACGAUGGUCAAAUACGUCGUGGGCGGUUACAACGAUUUAGGUAUGAAUUGCGAAAGCGGAAACGUUGGUUUCAGCGAAAAAUCAAGCGAUUCCGGCGUGAGUUCCAGCAGCAUGUCGAGCGCGAAUUUCAAAGAUAAAAAACUCGGUCACGUGGGAAAUUCGAGUCCGAAAUGUUCGAGACUCGAAUCUUCUUCACCCAAAAAAAUGGAUAGAGGGAAAAUUUUUUCACCAUCGAUUUCCGUUUUAUCAGACGCCGGCGGCGGCGGCAGCGGCAGCGGCGGAAGCGGUAACAAAAACGAAUCUUUGAAUCCGUUCGUUAAAAAUUCUAAAUGUCGAUCGGUCGAAAGUUCGAGAUCGAACGAUAGAUCGGACUCGAAAUCAAAUCAAGAAAUGGGAAGUCCUAAAAAUUUCAAAACGUCCUCCUUUACGACCGCGAGAUCUCUUUUAAUACAACAGAAAAAAACGUGA
Molecule: messenger RNA, 3324 nt
Organism: Pediculus humanus corporis (human body louse)
Lineage: Eukaryota; Metazoa; Arthropoda; Insecta; Psocodea; Pediculidae
Exons: 15
Coding region: 1-3324 (1107 amino acids)
Molecular function (GO): protein binding
Source: RefSeq, a predicted model, not a curated record